GUACGUGUUCCUGAAUUGGUCCAUGUAUAAACUGCAUCGAUUAGUGUUUUUAAUUAAUAUGUCCAUUCUUCUUCUUCCUCCUUUUUUGAUAUAUUCUUUCAUUGCGUGCAUGGUUCGUGCAAUUACUAUCAACAAGUGUUAGUUUCGAACACUAGUAAAUGGAAAACGUAGUGUGUGCAGCACAGUGUGGAAUGGGGACAAAAAUCACGCUUCAGUUUCAAGAAAGGUAUAAUUUACAGCAUGGGAUGUCAAGGAGGUAUGGAGCUAUAUGUGUGGAGAGAGCGAGGAAACCAAGAACAACACAUUGCUUCUUCAAAUCGGAUUGUGGCCACCUCAAGAAAGAACGAGGUGUUAGAGUGACGUUAAAAGCCGAAACUGCUGAAUCUAAGGAACAGAUUCAUACAAGUUAUAAAGACCCAAUGCUUGCAAGUUAUGUACCAGUAUACGUGAUGCUCCCAUUGGGAGUCGUUACAAAUGACAAUGUCUUACAAGACAGUGCGGGACUAAAGAACCAACUCAAGGAGCUACAUGCAGCAGGGGUUGAUGGGGUUAUGGUUGAUGUCUGGUGGGGUAUAGUAGAAUCUAAAGGACCUCAACAGUAUGAUUGGUCUGCUUAUAGGACCUUGUUUAAAUUGGUUCAAGAUUGCAAAAUGAAGUUACAACCUAUAAUGUCAUUCCACCAAUGUGGGGGAAAUGUGGGAGAUUCUGUUUUCAUUCCACUUCCUAAAUGGGUACUUGAAAUUGGAGAAUUAGACCCAAAUAUCUUUUACACCAACAACAAAGGUAUCAGGAAUAAGGAAUGUAUAUCCCUCGGUGUAGACAACCAACCUCUGUUUCAUGGACGAACUCCCAUUGAGCUAUACACCGACUACAUGAGGAGCUUCAGAGAAAAUAUGAAAGAUUUUCUUGAAUCUGAGCUCAUGAUAGACAUUGAAGUAGGGCUUGGACCUGCAGGAGAACUUAGAUAUCCUUCUUACACACAAAAUCAGGGGUGGGUAUUCCCUGGUAUUGGACAAUUUCAAUGCUAUGACAAAUAUCUUAAAGAUGAUUUCAAAGAGGCUGCAACAAGGGAAGGUCAUCCUGAAUGGGAGCUGCCAGAUAAUGUUGGAGAAUUGAAUGAUGCACCUGAAUCUACAAAAUUUUUCAAGUCAAGGGGAACUUAUCUAACAAAGAAAGGGAAAUUUUUUCUAACAUGGUAUUCCAACAAAUUAUUGAUCCAUGGUGAUGAGAUCUUGGAUAAAGCUAACAGUGUAUUCCUUGGUUGCAAAGUGAAGUUAGCAGCAAAAAUUGCGGGAAUCCACUGGUUGUAUAAAUCAAAGAGCCAUGCAGCAGAGCUUACUUCAGGAUAUUACAACUUGAAUCGUAGAGAUGGAUAUAGACCCAUAGCAAGGAUGCUUUCCCGUCACAAAGCUGUUUUAAAUUUUACAUGUCUUGAGAUGAGAAACCAUGAGCAACCAAUUGAAGCCCGAAGUGGAGCCCAAGAACUUGUCCAGCAGGUCCUUAGUGGAUGCUGGAUGGAAAAACUAGAAGUUGCAGGGGAAAAUGCACUUGCAAGAUAUGACAGUGAAGCUUACAACCAAAUCCUUUUAAACGCUAGACCAAAUGGUAUUAGCAAAUGGGGCCCUCCAAAACUAAAAAUGUAUAGCAUGGCAUACCUCCGCUUGUCAGAUGAAUUACUACAACAAACAAACUUUGAUAUAUUCAAAGCCUUUGUGAGAAAGAUGCAUGCUAAUCUGGAUUAUUGUCCCGAGCCAGAGAGGUAUUAUCAUUUUAGGGUACCUAUGGAGCUGUCAAAGCCAAGGAUUCCACUGGAGGUUCUUCUUGAAGCAACCAAACCAGUGAAGCCUUAUGCAUGGAUCCCUGAUGAUAAUCACGGUACACUGGAUGAGAUAUAUGAUUGCGUAGUGGACGGGCUGGACUUUCCGGACUACUACUAGGUGAUUCAAAGCCAUCCAAGGGAACUUGAAACAUUCCAACAAAUUCACAAAAUUGUUCAAUUGCCUGUUAAUUCUACCAUGAGACAUUUCUAGAAAAGAUUUCAGGUUCUAUAACUUUUUAAGCUUAAAAUUACUUUUAAUUUAACAUUUUUCAGACAAUGUGUCCGUAUCUCGAGACUUGGAAUGACGAAUAAGAAGAAAAAACAGUUUAAAACUUCUA
Messenger RNA from Glycine soja, 2157 nucleotides. Its product is annotated as beta-amylase-like. The record is from RefSeq and is a predicted model, not a curated record. Gene Ontology annotation, molecular function: beta-amylase activity. The transcript has 9 exons. NCBI's taxonomy places the organism in Eukaryota, Viridiplantae, Streptophyta, Magnoliopsida, Fabales, Fabaceae. The coding region runs from base 159 to 1937 and encodes 592 amino acids. Gene Ontology annotation, biological process: polysaccharide catabolic process.